AUGUCAACUGCACAAAAUAAAAAGUGUGGAAAAUGUGAAAAAGUUGUUUAUCCAGCGGAAGAAAUAAAAUGCCUUGAUAAAUUUUGGCAUAAAGGAUGUUUAAAAUGUUCAGUGUGCGGAAUGACACUUAAUAUUAAAAAUGUCAAAGGCUACGAUAGAAUGCCGUAUUGUAAUGUACAUUAUCCACAACCAAAACCUACCGUUAUUGCUGAUAAUCCAGAAAUGCAACGUAUUCGAUUACUAACAGACAUUCAGAGCAAUGCGAAAUAUCAUGAAGAUUUCAAUAAAAGUAAAGGAAAAUUUACCGUCGUAACUGAUGAUCCAGCAUUAAUACGAGCUAAAGAACAACAGCGUAUUGUGAGUCAAGCAGAAUAUACAGGCAAACGAAAAGAUAGUACAUCACAAAUGCUCGCUCAAGAUAGUUGUCAACCGUCUAAUGGAAAUAAUACUAACAAUCGAGGUUUAAAAGCAGCUGAGUCAGCAGUAGGACGUGUGGCUGAUUAUGAUCCGAUGAAUGAUGAUCGUGGUUCAUUAGCAAGGGGUUAUGAGCCGACAUCAAAAGCCAUGCAUACCACUACUUAUGACGUAAAUCAAAAAAAUGUUGCUCAAUCCAACACAAAAGUCGAGAAUAGUACCAUCAGUGGAAACGGAAAUGGAAACAAAAAUUCAUAUCAUCAACAUCAAGAUGAACAACAAAUCUCAUCAAAUAAUAUUCAUCAUGUUGAUCAACCUGAACAAUAUUCACAUGGUGAUAAUCAUCCAACGCAGGUGAAAGUUCGUGCACUUUAUUCAUAUACAGCAGCUGAAUCAGAUGAAAUAAGUUUUACUGAAGGUGACAUUCUUGUUCAAUGUGAACAUAUUGAUGCGGGUUGGAUGCUAGGUCGAAAUCCUAAAACAGGUCAUCAAGGUCUACUUCCAUCGAACUAUGUGGAAAUUAUCGAUUGA
Messenger RNA from Rotaria socialis, 945 nucleotides. The record is from the annotation of a GenBank genome assembly. NCBI's taxonomy places the organism in Eukaryota, Metazoa, Rotifera, Eurotatoria, Philodinida, Philodinidae.